Hyposmocoma kahamanoa is the source of this 1484-nucleotide messenger RNA. RefSeq names its product odorant receptor coreceptor (gene Orco). Gene Ontology annotation, molecular function: odorant binding; olfactory receptor activity. The record is from RefSeq and is a predicted model, not a curated record. The transcript has 10 exons. Gene Ontology annotation, biological process: detection of chemical stimulus involved in sensory perception of smell; sensory perception of smell. Lineage: Eukaryota; Metazoa; Arthropoda; Insecta; Lepidoptera; Cosmopterigidae. Bases 1 to 1425 code for a protein of 474 amino acids. Gene Ontology annotation, cellular component: plasma membrane.
AUGAUGGUCAAGGCGAAGUCUCAGGGCCUCGUGUCCGAUUUGAUGCCAAAUCUGAUGCUGCUGCGGGUGUUUGGCCAUUUCAUGUUCAACUAUGUACCAGACGAUGGCAGCAUGUCAAUGCUUUUGCGCAAAAUCUAUGCCAGCAUGCAUGCGUUUCUCAUUUUCAUACAAUUUGUAUGCAUGGGCAUCAAUAUGGCAAAAUACUCGGACGAGGUUAACGAACUCACGGCCAAUACGAUUACUGUUCUGUUCUUUACGCAUUCCUUGAUCAAGUUGGUUUUCUUCGCUCUUAACUCAAAGAGUUUUUACAGGACCUUGGCGGUGUGGAAUCAAUCGAACAGUCAUCCGCUCUUCACAGAGUCUGACGCUCGGUACCAUCAACUCGCACUUACCAAGAACAGGAGACUCCUAUACUUUAUCUUUGGGAUGACAGUAUUUUCUGUUGUGUGUUGGGUGACAAUAACUUUCUUCGGAGAAUCAGUGUACAUGAUCAUGGAUAAAGAGACGAAUGAGACAUUUACGGAACCAGCUCCAAGGCUCCCAUUGAAGGCUUGGUACCCAUUCAACGCUAUGAGUGGCACCUUUUAUAUUGUGGCAUUUGCUUUUCAGGUCUACUGGUUGCUAUUCGCUAUGGCAAUAGCAAAUCUGUUGGACGUGCUAUUCUGCUCGUGGCUCGUCUUCGCCUGCGAGCAACUUCAGCAUCUGAAAGCAAUUAUGAAACCGCUUAUGGAGCUGAGCGCUGCUUUGGACACCUAUAGACCAAAUACUGCUGAGCUAUUCAGGGCUUCAUCUACAGAAAAAUCCGAAAAAGUCCCAGAACCAAUCGACCUCGACAUCCGUGGCAUAUAUUCAACACAGCAAGACUUUGGGAUGACACUGCGAGGAGCUGGUGGUAGACUACAGACCUUUGGAGAUCAAACACAAAAUAACCCCAACGGAUUGACUCAAAAACAGGAAAUGCUGGCCAGAUCCGCCAUUAAAUAUUGGGUGGAGAGACAUAAGCAUGUUGUCAGGCUAGUGGCGUCCAUAGGGGAUACCUAUGGUACGGCUCUAUUAUUCCACAUGCUGGUUUCUACUAUCACAUUGACGCUACUCGCUUAUCAAGCUACAAAGAUCAACGGUAUCAACGUUUAUGCAUUCAGCACAAUUGGCUACCUCGCCUACACGUUAGGACAAGUGUUUCAUUUCUGUAUCUUUGGAAACAGGCUUAUUGAAGAGAGCUCAUCAGUAAUGGAGGCAGCGUACUCCUGCCAGUGGUACGACGGGUCUGAAGAGGCGAAGACCUUCGUACAGAUCGUGUGUCAACAAUGCCAGAAGGCUAUGAGCAUUUCUGGAGCAAAGUUCUUCACUGUCUCACUGGAUUUGUUUGCUUCGGUAUUGGGAGCCGUAGUGACAUACUUCAUGGUGUUGGUACAAUUGAAAUAAAUUUCAAAUAAAAAUUAAAAUUAAAGUAUCUGUAACUUACUUUUGAAUUAAAGAACGUA